Pezoporus flaviventris is the source of this 4704-nucleotide messenger RNA. RefSeq names its product protein tyrosine phosphatase receptor type J (gene PTPRJ). The record is from RefSeq and is a predicted model, not a curated record. The coding region runs from base 154 to 3852 and encodes 1232 amino acids. Gene Ontology annotation, biological process: protein dephosphorylation; angiogenesis. Lineage: Eukaryota; Metazoa; Chordata; Aves; Psittaciformes; Psittacidae. The transcript is spliced from 23 exons. Gene Ontology annotation, molecular function: protein tyrosine phosphatase activity; cadherin binding.
GGGAGACUGAGGCGCCGCCACCGCUGCCGCCUGUGAGGGCGGUGAAGGGGUGGGCCGCCGGGCGGUGCGAGGCGCGCAGCCCGGCCAUGUCUCCGGGGGAGGCGGCGUAGGGCUGAGCGGCCGUGCGCGCAGCGGGGAGCGCUCUCCGCCACCAUGAGGCGGCUGCUGCCCCUGCCCUGCCUGCUGCUGCUGCUGCUGCUGCUGGCCGAGGUGAGACCGCGGUGCGGAUGUACAAUUGUCUGCACUCGGAAUUGCAGCUCAACAAAUGAAACUGCAGGAACAGGAGCCAGUAGUAAUGAUAAUUUAUCAAUAAACUCUGCAAGUGGGAACAAAACCAGUGGGGAUGGAAGAUGGACCAUGGAUGUGUUACUGCACAACAGGGCAAUAAAUGAUUCAAACAAUGUAACACAGCAUAGCCCAGUCCUUACUUUGAAGGCAGAAUAUGUUGGUGUCACUUCUGUCAACUUAUCAUGGGCAGUGAACAAUGCCGCUUCUGAGUCCGACAUGUACAGGAUAGAGGUUGUAAGUGGUACUGCUGUCAGGAACCUGACAUUCAGUGUCACCGAAGCUGAAAUUACUGAGUUAAUCCCUGGGACAAUGUACAAUUUCACAGUGUUUGCAGUAGCAGCUGAUGAUCAGACAGAAGAAAGAGUAUCCCUAAGCCUGUAUACAAAGCCCAGCCCAGUUUUUGACCUCAAGGCAGAAUAUGUUGGUGUGACUUCUGUCAACUUAUCAUGGGCAGUGAACGACACUGCUUCCAACUCCUACACGUACAGGAUAGAGGUUGUAAUUGAUACCUCUAUUAUGAACCUGACAUCCAAUGUCACUGAGGCUGCAAUUGCUGAGUUAAUCCCUGGGACAAUGUACAGUUUCACAGUGUUUGCAGUUGCAGCUGAUGGUCAGACAGAAGGAGAAGGAGUAUCCCUAAGCCUGUAUACAAAGCCCAGCCCAGUUUUUGACCUCAAGGCAGAAUAUGUUGGUGUGACUUCUGUCAACUUAUCAUGGGCAGUGAACGACACUGCUUCCAACUCCUACACGUACAGGAUAGAGGUUGUAAUUGAUACCUCUAUUAUGAACCUGACAUCCAAUGUCACUGAAGCUGCAAUUACUGAGUUAAUCCCUGGGACAAUGUACAAUUUCACAGUGUUAGCAGUUGCAGCUGAUGGUCAGACAACAGGAGCAGGAACAUCCAUAAUCCAGUAUACAAAGCCCAGCCGAGCUCUUGAUCUCAAGGAGGGAUAUGUUGGUGUGAUUUCUGUCAACUUAUCAUGGACAGCGAAUGACACUGCUUCCAACUCCUACAUGUACAGGAUAGAGGUUGUAAGUGGUACCUCUGUUAUGAACCUGACAUCCAAUGUCACCGAGGCUGCAAUUACUGAGUUAAUCCCUGGGACAAUGUACAAUUUCACAGUGUUUGCAGUUGCAGCUGAUGGUCAGACAGAAGGAGAAGGAGUAUCCCUAAGCCUGUAUACGAAGCCCAGCCCAGUUCUUGAUUUCAAAGCAGAAUAUGUUGGUGUGACUUCUGUCAACUUAUCAUGGGCAGUGAACAACACUGCUUCCAACUCCUACACAUACAGGAUAGAGGUUGUAACUGAUGCCUCUAUUAUGAACCUGACAUCCAGCGUCACUGAAGCUGAAAUUGCCGAGUUAAUCCCUGGGACAAUGUACAAUUUCACAGUGUUUGCAGUUGCAGCUGAUGGUCAGACAGAAGGAGAAGGAGUAUCCAUAAGCCUGUAUACGAAGCCCAGCCCAGUUUUUGACCUCAAGGCAGAAUAUGUUGGUGUGACUUCUGUCAACUUAUCAUGGGCAGUGAACGACACUGCUUCCAACUCCUACACGUACAGGAUAGAGGUUGUAAUUGAUACCUCUAUUAUGAACCUGACAUCCAAUGUCACUGAGGCUGCAAUUACUGAGUUAAUCCCUGGGACAAUGUACAGUUUCACAGUGUUAGCAGUUGCAGCUGAUGGUCAGACAGAAGGAGAAGGAGUAUCCCUAAGCCUGUAUACAACUCCUGCCUUAGUGAAUUCAUUUCAGUGUGAACCAGUGCUCAAGGAGUCUUCUCUAAUACUGAAGUGGGAAUGUCCUCCUGGUAACAAUUCUGGCUUCAAAAUAAAAAUAUUUAAUGAUACAUGGGAAAAAGAAGAACAGGCUCCAUCCUGCAUUGGAGAAGGCUCAGCAGAAACCUUCGUAACACCAUCUUUAGAUUAUUUCAGCAUCUAUACUGUUACUAUUGCAACUCUUUCAAACAGUUCUGAAAGUGAUCCAGUACAGAAAAUGUGUAAUACAAGCAUUACUGACCCACCUGCUCCAAGCAAACCUCCUUUAGUCAAGGUAGUCAGUCACAACUCGUUGUCUGUUGAAUUCUCCAACUUUGAGUCAGUGAAUGGACCAUUAAAAGCCUAUGCAGUAUUGAUCACAACAGAAGAACAAGGUUGUGGGUCUUUGAAGUCCAAAUUGAACAAUACGUAUGAAGAUUUCAAGAAGAAGAUGACUGUCACCUAUGUAACAUACGUUGUAGCUACAGAGCAGGCAAAAUCACCUUUUCCUUCUCAGAAUGGUACAAACAUUGUUAACGUAGGCAAUGGAGACAAACCGUGUGGCUACAAAAAUGGACCAUUGACUCCACUUCAUUCAUACAGGGCAAGUGUUGCAGGUUUCACUAAUGUAACCUUUAAUAUGGAUGGUAUCAUUGUGGCAGAAGAUAGUUAUGUAUCAUUUUCACCCUGUUCUGAGGCAGUUUUGCUACCGCAGGAUCCAGGUGUUAUUGCUGGAGCCAUUAUUGGAUGCCUUUUAGCUAUAUUGGCUGUAGUCACUAUAGGGGGUUUCAUAUUCUGGAGAAGGAGAAGGAAAGAUAAAAGAAAUACUGAGGUGUCCUUUUCUCCAAUUAAAUCAAAGAUGAUUAAAGUGGAGAACUUUGAAUCCUACUUUAAGAAGCAGCAAGCUGACUCCAACUGUGGAUUUGCUGAAGAGUAUGAGGAACUCAAGUCUGCUGGUGUUCAUCAGCCCAAAUUUGCUGCUGAACUUCCUGAGAACAGGGGCAAAAAUAGAUACAACAAUGUCUUACCAUAUGAUAUUUCCCGUGUUAAACUCUCAGAUCGGAGCUCUGCAUCUGAUGAUUAUAUUAAUGCAAACUAUAUGCCUGGCUAUAACUCAAAGAGGGCGUUCAUUGCUGCACAGGGUCCUUUACCCAAUACUAUAGAAGACUUCUGGUGCAUGAUUUGGGAAAAGAAUAUCUACUCUAUCGUUAUGUUGACAAAAUGUGUUGAACAAGCCCGGACAAAAUGUGAGCAAUACUGGCCAGACAAGCAGCCCAAGAGCUAUGGUGACAUCAUUGUGACAGUGGUCUCAGAGAUCAUCCUUCCAGAAUGGACGAUAAGGGACUUCACUGUAGAAAAGUCCAACACAGCAGAGGGCCACACAGUGCGCCAGUUCCACUUUACCUCCUGGCCAGAUCAUGGAGUGCCAGAGACUACAGAGCUUCUCAUCAACUUUAGACACCUUGUUCAUGAGUACAGCAGUCAAAAUCCAAUCGAAUCUCCUACUCUGGUGCACUGCAGUGCUGGUGUUGGGAGGACAGGGACGUUCAUUGCCAUUGACCGCCUGAUUCAGCAGAUUGAAAUGGAAAAUACAGUGGAUGUGUACGGAGUGGUGUAUGAUCUUCGCAUGCACCGGCCUUUAAUGGUGCAAACUGAGGACCAGUAUGUCUUCCUAAACCAGUGUGUUAUGGAUAUUAUUAGAUCCCUGAAAGACAGGAAAACUGAUCUUAUUUACCAAAACAUGACAGCAAUGGCAAUCUAUGAAAACGUCACACCUGGGCCAGGUUUCGGGAAGGCCAAUGGCUACCACACAUAGCCUGGGAGGAACGUGGUGUUCCCAGGAGACGUUACCUGCGCAGAGGAAAGGGAGAUGUUCUGCUCGUGUUCUCUGGGAUUGUGUGCACUGUCUUGUGUCUGGCUUCUCCAGUUCUGUCCACAUUUGAAGUUGUGAUCUGCAGGAGGAAAAACACAAUGCUGGCAGGAGCCACAGAUUGGUAUUGAAAAAGACAAAAAACAAAGCAAAACUAUUUGAAGUUAACAGAGGAAUCUUGCUUUUUCUUGGGAAUUUAACAGUACUGAUAGGCGAAAUAGCAUUUGCAGAAUGAACAGUGAACUAGAAUUUAAAUAUUAAAAUAAUAACACAAGCUUUUUAUUACAAUUUCAUAUGAUUUCAUUUAGAGACACCAGGCUUGUGGGCUGUUUUAAUAUAUUUAAUUAUAAGUUUCAGGAACAUAUUUUAUCUACUGUAUCUGGUUACUUAGCUAAUAGGUAUGUGCCUCUGUGAUUUUUUUUUUUUCUCUGUGUUCCUUUUUAUUUAAAAAUGGAGUACAAACAGCUCCUUCAAAUGGACAUUUGUACUUGGAAAUUGUGCCUUUUCUAGUUGAUACUCUAGAAAAAGAAAAACCAGCAGAGAUUCUAUUUUUGUACUGAAACUCUUAAUGAGAACACAGAUUUUUAAAUAAGGCUGUGUCAAACUUAACUGUAGUUGCACUGUUGGCAGGACUCUCCAAAAGUUUGGAGGUGAGCUUUGUUGUUGCAUUUCACCACAACUAUCCCCUGCCUUAAUGUUUCAGUGCCUCUGCUAGAGGAAAAGGAGUGUGGUGUGUCACUCCCAGCUUUAACUAUAGUAAAAAAAACUGAGUAAGUGAAUAUGUGAAUGUGUGUGCAG